AUAUAAUGCGGCUAGUUGUAGCUCUGCUGACAGGUCACUACCAUCUCAACAGGGGCCGGUAUGUAUCCAGCAUAUCAAUCUCCCGAUUCCGCUCUUUGAUGACUUCAUGCGCACUCUGAAGAGGGAAAUACGUAUACGACGUCGGUUAACGCAUUCCAACAUAGAGCGGCUCUACGGAUGGGUUUUGUCUUCAGAAACUGAAACAUCAAUCAGUCUUAGUUUGAUUUCCACUUGGAAUGCUCACCGCGAUGUCAUGGGUUAUUUACGCCAACACCCAGCUACAAAUCGUCGCAAGAUGGUGUACCAUAUAGCGCUGGGUCUUUGCUAUCUCCAUUCGGAAGGAGUCGUUCAUGCAGACAUCAAACCGGUACGCCAGCUACACCAGAUAUUGGCGAGCCCUUUAACGUUGUCAUUCUACUGAUUAGGAAAACGUCGUAAUAGGGGAUGGAGGCAAUCCCUGUUUACGUGGUUUCCGAUUUUCGUAUGAUCGUUUGGACAAAUUACUUCCCACCGAUCAUCAUCUCAGUCCCCGUUUUAAAUCCCCAGAAUUGCACGAUAUUGUCAGACGCACUCCGGAUCGAGGAAGCGAUGUCUGGGCUUUUGGUUGUGUCAGCGUACAAAU
Messenger RNA from Cantharellus anzutake, 622 nucleotides. RefSeq lists its product as uncharacterized. The record is from RefSeq and is a predicted model, not a curated record. Lineage: Eukaryota; Fungi; Basidiomycota; Agaricomycetes; Cantharellales; Hydnaceae. The transcript has 4 exons. Gene Ontology annotation, molecular function: protein kinase activity; ATP binding. Gene Ontology annotation, biological process: protein phosphorylation. Bases 107 to 421 code for a protein of 104 amino acids.